Messenger RNA from Gracilinanus agilis (Agile Gracile Mouse Opossum), 685 nucleotides. RefSeq names its product gastrin releasing peptide (gene GRP). Bases 1 to 450 code for a protein of 149 amino acids. The record is from RefSeq and is a predicted model, not a curated record. Gene Ontology annotation, molecular function: neuropeptide hormone activity. The transcript has 3 exons. Gene Ontology annotation, biological process: neuropeptide signaling pathway. Lineage: Eukaryota; Metazoa; Chordata; Mammalia; Didelphimorphia; Didelphidae.
AUGCGGGGCUGCGAGGUCUCCCUGGUUCUUUUAGCCCUGGUCCUCGGCGAAGCGCCCCGCGGGACCGCGGCUCCUGUGCAGUCAAUUGAUUUGGGGAACCCGAUGGCCAAGAUAUACCCAAGAGGGAACCACUGGGCUGUAGGGCAUUUAAUGGGAAAAAAGAGUACCGGAGAUUUCCCUUUUACCUAUGAAGGAAGAGACAAGAUACCACUUUCACCAGUGAUACCCGACAGUUCCAAGCAGCUUAGUGAAUACCUGCAGUGGGAAGAAAUGGAGAAGAAUUUCCUGCCAUUGUUAGAAGGAAAGGGUAGCAGAAGCAGUCGGCUACUUCGGCAUGGGCUCCUGGGCUACCCUCAGCCUACUGGGGACUUAGAAGAUGACGAUGGCACUAAAGAUAUGGUGGAAUCCUUACUUCAGGUUCUCAACAUGAAGGAAAGCAUCCUGAGUUGAACUGAAGAUGGCCCCCUUGCAAAGAAACAAUAUCCUUAAGAGACUGUGGUCCGCAAGCAUUGACUGUAUCAGAUGACAGUGAUGUUACCUUUGUGUAAACAAGAUUUCUUUUGUGUGAAACAUGUCACUAUUCUUGUAUCCUUCCAUCUUGACUAAAUCCAUGUUUUUCAAGCAGCACUUUGUUUGAACUGCUUUGCUGUAAAUAAUUGUUGAGGAAGGGUCUUUCAAUCUUCAU